Molecule: messenger RNA, 1812 nt
Organism: Nematocida homosporus
Lineage: Eukaryota; Fungi; Microsporidia
Product: poly(A) polymerase
Exons: 1
Coding region: 1-1812 (603 amino acids)
Cellular component (GO): nucleus
Molecular function (GO): RNA binding; poly(A) RNA polymerase activity
Source: RefSeq, a predicted model, not a curated record
AUGAAAGAAGCAGCAACAACACUGGAGAUCUUCCGUCAGAACAAACUUGAAGAGUUCUUGCGGCAAAGAGGCUUCUUUGAAGAGGAGAAAGAAGCAAUAAAGCGCGAAAGAGUGCUUGGCAUUCUUAAUAACCUAGUCAACAAGUUUAUCUGUGAGAUAGCUGAUAAGAAUGGCAUAGCUGUAGAUAAGAAAAACAUCGCAAAAAUCUUCACUUUUGGAAGUUACCGAUUAGGCGUACAUUCAUCUGGUGCCGAUAUAGAUACAUUAUGCAUUGUCCCUAACUUUAUUAGCCGUAAUGAGUUCUUUACGGUGUUCUAUGACGAGUUGGCAAAGAAGGAGUACAUUACUAGUCUUUCCAAAGUAACGAACACCUUAGUACCGCUAAUAAAGUUUAAAAUACACUCAAUCCCCAUUGACUUAGUCUUUGCUAGAUUGGAUUUACUAUCUAUUCCAGCGGACAUUGAUUUGCGGGAUAACCGUUUGUUGAAGCACAUGGACGAGAAGUGUAUUUUAAGUAUUAAUGGUAAUCGAGUGACCGAUGAAAUUCUAGCGGUAGUUCCUAGUGUAAAGACCUUCCAUCGGGCCUUGCGGUUUAUCAAGUACUGGGCUCAGGCUCGUUUAGUCUAUGGUCAUGCCUAUGGGUACCCCGGUGGAGUAGCUUAUGCCUUGUGCGUGGCAAAAGUAUGUCAGAUGUACCCCGAUUUGGGGCCUUUUGCUAUUAUUGGAAAGUUCUUCAGUACGUUUAGUCAGUGGCCUUGGCCGCAGCCCGUGAUUAUCAAGGAAGUAGUUGAUUGUAACUAUAACUUGAAGAUGUGGAAUCCUAAGACCAAUAUUGCCCAGCGCAAUGACAAGAUGCCGAUUAUCACGCCUGUUUAUCCGCCCAUCUGUGCCACUCACAAUAUCACACUUAGCACGCUUAAUGUAACCAAGAAGGAGUUUGCCCGAGCCGCCAAUAUCUAUGAGAAGAUGGUGGCCGACAGUCUAAAUGAUAGUAAUUUAGAUGAGGUUAAUAGUAGUGCAGUUAGUAGUAGUGCAGUUAGUAGUAGUGCAGGUGGUACUGGCCCUAAUAAGCAUAUGAUUAGCAGUGGAGAUAGUGAUAGUAAAGAUACGGUUGGAGAUAAUAGAGAUAAAGAUGGAGAUAGUAGAGAUACGGCUGGAGAUAGUAAAGAUACGGUUGGAGAUAGUAAAGAUACGGUUGGAGAUAGUAAAGAUAAAGAUGGAGAUAGUAGAGAUACGGCUGGAGAUAGUACGGGCAGUGGCAUUGAUAAGAAUGGAAGGCGGAUAGAAGAAGGUUUGGAUAGUUUGUGUGCCCCGACUGAUUUCUUUACUAGACAUAAGAACUACUUUACGGUGGCCAUGGCUGGUGAUCAUGCUAAGGAAUUUAGUCGCUUUUUAGGUUAUGCUGAGACGCGCUUGCGUCAGCUGGCUAAUAAGUUGGAGUUUAUGGAGAACAUUGCCUUUGCUUAUGUUCUGCCUAAAAAGUACCUCUUAGAAGACUCUACUCCCGAGGAUAACUUCUUACUUAGAGAAAUGGGCUGUAAGGACAAAAGCUAUUCUUUCUGUGUUGUUUUUAUUGGCAUUGAAUUCUCCUCAGCUAAACUACCUAUCAAUGCCUCACGUAAACUCAAUCUUAAGAAGCCGGUUGAUGAAUUUAAGUACAUGCUAGAGCAGUACGAGGCAGAGGAAGAAAGUGUUAUUUCUUAUGAAGUUUUCCCUAUGAAACAAAAGUCUUUACCUUCAGUUUUAGAUCUCUUUGUUAAUUACCCAAAAAGGAAAUCAACAACUAAUGACGAAACAAGUGGCAAAAGGUGA